Molecule: messenger RNA, 3726 nt
Organism: Schistocerca piceifrons (Central American locust)
Lineage: Eukaryota; Metazoa; Arthropoda; Insecta; Orthoptera; Acrididae
Product: serine-rich adhesin for platelets-like
Exons: 3
Coding region: 337-3159 (940 amino acids)
Source: RefSeq, a predicted model, not a curated record
UUUUGUAAUGGCCACCAUUACCCGAAGGUUAUUUUACAUUGCUACUGUUUUUUUUCUUUUUAAUGGAACUAAAUAAAUCUGUGUUUGGGGAUCUGGUGGCUAAUGGUUUGCAUCAAAAUAGCUCCGUUCCGAACACUGGAAAAAUCCUAUUAACAAAUCUUCACGGUUUUGUGUUGUAGGCGUAGCUUCGGGUAUACGUUGCCUUGACUGUCGCUGGAUUUGCAACGUUUGGAUGACGCUUUGCUGAAUGUCAUUUACGUUUAGGAGGAACGUCUGACUGGUGCUCGGGAACAACAUAUUUAAUCUCUUGAGUCUGCCUGAGAGUGAAUAGCCAGCAUGAAAACCAGAUCUAGUAGCAGAGGCAGAGGGGAAAGCUGUUCACUCAAGAGGACGAAUGAAUCAAGAGGAUGUGCAUCAGACAUCAGUCAAAGUGCACAGCAUGAUAAUACAAAUUCUAAUAAAAGUUUUAUAGAAUUGACCAAAAACAGCAGGAAAAGAAGGCAUUCUGAUGUUACAUGUAGCAGUAAGAAGGCAGCGACUAACUACCACGAAGAAUUGGAACAUGCCAGUAAGCAGGACCAGCUUACAAAUGUUCUAAAUAAAACAGUGUCAGUGGUGCUAGAGCCAUUUGAUAUGGAGAAGCAUAUGCAGGCUAAAGUUUCAAAUUGCAAUAAAAAGAAAUGCAUCAGAGAUGUCAAAAUAACUACUAAGAGUUCAAAUGGUUGCAGCACAGAAAAUCAAGAGAACUCGACAACAAGAAACAGACAAAGAUGUUUGCAGAAAUCCACUCAUCAUGAUGGCAAAGAACUACAUAAUAGUGAUCAGAAGAAUGUAGCAUCCCUCAGCUUGAGUCAUGAUGAUGACCAGGGGUUGUUGGAGAGUUCGACCCAUCAGAGCAGAAGACAGUUGUGGGAUGCUUCCCACAAAAUGAGUUCAGAAUUUCGUCGAGAACGCCGUAAAAUAUAUAAGAAGCCAGUUUGUAUAUGUUGUGUAGGAAAAGAUAACAACAGUGGAAAUGAAAUAAGAGUUCCAUGUGAUGGCUUGAAGGCAAAACAUAACAAACAUAUGGAGAAGAGCAUCAGAAAUAGUGAUGUAAAUAGAGCAGCCAGUAGUACCAAAAAAAGAAAAGCUGUUGUGGGUGCUUCUUACAGCGAAGUAAAAGAUGCUGAUUAUCAGUAUGGAGGCAGACCACUAACUACAGAACACAGCAGUACAAGCUCUGAAACUAUCACAACGCUCAAGAUGAUGAGUGAAGUAUUUAAAGAUGGCCAGUCAUCCAGAAACAGAGAGAUUAUUAACAGCCACGGUAGUAGGAGGUCAUUCACACCAACUUCAUGUUCUGUAGCCACAGCACCUUUGCAGAUGAGAGACAAUGCAGCUUCACAACCUGCACAUGCACUUACGCAUUUAGAAAUGCACCCAUACUUGCGUCGACGGUCAGCAUCAGCACCUCCUCAGUUACAGUUGGGUGACACUUUUCGAAAAACUGUUGAUGAGUUUGCCCAUUUACUUCAGGAUGUGGCAGCACAUCUGCAGAAAUGUGCUAAUAGAGUUGGUGAUACAUUAAGUGACCAAAGUUUUGAGCAUAUGGUAGCUAGCGUUUCUCACUCGGUGUCCAGCUGCACAUGCCAUUCACCUAUCGGAUGUUUACUAUAUAGCAUUCAUAUUAUGAAUGCAUUAAAAAGUAGACUGUCUGCAGAAUUAAAUGUGAUUUCACUAUCCAAUGGUGAUGCAGUACAGCCAGCAGCAGCAGGCAUGCAAUCAAAUGGGAAUUUAAUGGGAAGAUUUCAUCUAGAAGCAAGCAUCAAAGAGAAGACCAAUACAGAAGCCAGUGUAGAAGGAGGUAGUAUAUCUGAGUCUGCACCACAGUGUGAUGCCACAACAUUAACAACGAAAUCCAGAAACGUAUUGUCGACUGCUGAGACCUGCAUAAGCACAUCACACAGCACUUCUCUCACUGAAGAGACAAACGUCACACCAUCACCAGUAGGUAGCACUGAUAAUGCACAUAUUGAAGCAAGUAUCAGAGAAACAGCCCAACUGGAAGCAAACACAAAAGAGAGUACCAGCACGAUAACAUGUAUAACAGAAGACAGUGUCUCAAAGUCAGCAUCAGAAUAUGGUGCAACGUCAUCAUCAGUUGAGCCCAUAAUCAUGAUGUCAGCUGCUGGGACAUUUACUAGUACUAGUUCUUCACCCACUGGAGGCCCAAAAGAAAUCCUGGACCUACAUGAAGUGGAUACUGUAGUUUCUGAUCAGAAUAAUGUAAAUGACGGAGUGGAUGAUAGAACAGGGUGUGCCAGCUCCAAGAGUAAUUUAAUGUGUGGGAGUGCAGAACGAGAACAAGAUGGUGAACAGAAUACUUUUGACUCUGUCUCUCUCUCUAUGGAAGAGAUUGAAAUAAAGGAAGAAGUUGAAACCUCAGAAAGUGACAGUGAAUCAGAGUUGUCUGAAAAACAGUACUCACAAAAUGGGACAGAAUCUGAUGCUGCUGGAUUUGGUCCUGAAGGGGAUGAGACAGAUAGGGAUGAAAAUAUGGUUGAAGUUGAGUGUAACGUUGAUGUGGUCUCAGAUCUAAGUAACCACACAGGAAGUGUAUCACAUGAGGUAGAUCUGGGAUUAGAGGCACAGUAUGAACAUUACAACGAGAGCACUGGGAAUGUCGUUGCUGAGGAUGCUGCUAGUAAUGCAGCCAGCAUUGGUCCUGUUGUUGACUGUAGAGAUGACACUUGUGGAGUCAACAAUACUGCAUGCAAUGGAAAUCAGGACAUUGAUGGUGACAUGGGUUAUGGUGGCAACAGAAAUGAAGAUGGUGUUGGGGACAACACUGCUGAAUCUACUCAAGACCACAGUAAUGAAGAUGCUGGUGCCACCAAGGAGGGUGACAACAGAAAUGAAGAAAACGUUGGAGAUGCCAACAAGAAUACUGGUGCUCGGAGUAAUGGUUAUGCAUGGCUCUUUGAAGGGCAGCAUUCUGGUCCAGGCUUUGCAGGGCCUGACUACCGCCUAUAUCGGGACCCAGACAUCAUCCAUGUCCAAGCUUUGAUAUGCACUGUUCGAUUAAUAAGAUAUGGUGGACGUAAGGAGACAAAUGUAAUUUAUGAAGUAAGAACAUUCGAGAACGGUGCCUGGCAUGUGCAGCGCAUACCAUCAUAUUAAAUGUACCUUCUUUUUGUGAACAUUCUCUUGAAGCAGAAAAAGAUGUUUGCAGAAAUCCUCUCAUCAUAACAGCAAAGAACUACGUCAUAGUGUUCAGAAGAAUAUAGCAUCCCUCAGCUUAAGUCAUGAUGGUGACCAGGGGUUGUUGAAGAGUUCGACACAUCAGAGCAGAAGACAGUUGUGGGAUGCUUCCCACAAAAUGAGUUCAGAAAUUUGAGGAGAGUGCCAUGAAGUAUAUAAGAAGCCAGUUUGUAUAUGUUGUGCAGAAAAAGAUAACAACAUUGUAAAUGACAUAAAGAAUUCUGUGACAGUUUCAAGUGGACAGUCUGUGUUUCUAAGACAGUCUGUGAAUAUCCUAAUACAUUCCCCUCUCUGACCUCUAACCCAUGUCAUUCUUGGCUUUUUAUUUGUAGUCACAUAAUAAUUAUCUAGCUGUGAAAAGGAGUAGUGAAUCAUGAUGUGCAAAACAUACUUCUGCUAUGCUAACAGUGUCAGAAAAUACUGUAUUCUUUCUAAUGCAAUUAAAAAAAAUUUCUAUAAAUUAAAACAUUAUGACAACAAAUAAUA